This is a messenger RNA of Entrophospora candida, 146 nucleotides long. NCBI's taxonomy places the organism in Eukaryota, Fungi, Glomeromycota, Glomeromycetes, Entrophosporales, Entrophosporaceae. The record is from the annotation of a GenBank genome assembly.
GUUCAAAUAUAGUUGAUAAAAUUGAUAAUGAGGAAAAUGAUGAGCAACCAAAAAAUGAAAACAGUGAUUUUUUCAGCCAUUCCAGUACUAUUGAUUUCUUACAAGAAGAUUUUGAUAAUAAAGUCAAAGAACUUUCAGAGCUCUGA